This is a messenger RNA of Aspergillus bombycis, 2712 nucleotides long. Its product is annotated as putative C6 transcription factor (NirA). Gene Ontology annotation, molecular function: DNA binding; DNA-binding transcription factor activity, RNA polymerase II-specific; zinc ion binding. The record is from RefSeq and is a predicted model, not a curated record. The transcript is spliced from 5 exons. Gene Ontology annotation, biological process: DNA-templated transcription; regulation of DNA-templated transcription. Bases 1 to 2712 code for a protein of 903 amino acids. Lineage: Eukaryota; Fungi; Ascomycota; Eurotiomycetes; Eurotiales; Aspergillaceae.
AUGAACGAGGGCUCUGCGGAGAAGAGGCCAGAAUUGGCCAUAGAGUCGUCAACAUUCAAAGGACCUCGAGGAAAGCCGAGUGCGCGGCCCCAGACAAUGAACACAGAUAGCGGCUCUACUUCCAAGAGGCGCUGUGUCAGCACAGCCUGUAUCGCUUGUCGCCGAAGGAAAUCGAAGUGCGAUGGCAAUCUACCCAGCUGUGCAGCUUGCUCCUCAGUAUACCAUACGACCUGCGUUUAUGAUCCGAAUUCCGACCAUCGUCGCAAAGGGGUGUAUAAAAAGGACACCGAUACGCUACGGACGAAGAAUGCGACUCUAUUGACCUUGAUACAAGCCAUACUGAACUAUGAAGAAGAGGAUGCUUUCGACUUGGUGCGGCAGAUACGAGCCUGCGACAAUCUAGAGGAUGUAGCACAGUCGAUCAUGGGUCAGGAAAGGGGUUCUACGUCCAUGUCCAGGGAUCCCGUAUCUAAUGGAGAUUAUGACCCGACACAGACAGAUCAAUUUGAGUCGGAAUUAGCUGGAAGGAUGAGUGGUCUUAUGCUGGACGGCUCUCGGAAGUUUAUUGGCGGCACUUCAAACCUCAUCUUUUUGCCGCCCGGGUCGGAGCUCUAUGAAUAUAAUGCAGGCUUGGAGGGCCAGAGUGUCGGCCAUACACACGAUCGCUCUAUUACCCGAUGGACGAGAGUCACUUCGGAUGAACAGUUACUUAGCCACCUCAUGACGAUGUACUUCACAUGGCAUUACCCCUUUUUCACAACCCUCUCAAAAGACCUCUUUUAUCGCGAUUAUGUUCAUAAUGUUUCGGGCCAGUAUUGUUCGUCUCUAUUGGUCAAUGCAAUGCUAGCUCUCGGCUGCCACUUCAGCUCUUGGGAUGGGGCCCGGGAAGACCCUCAGAACCCGGCGACCGCAGGAGACCACUUUUUCAAGGAAGCCAAAAGGCUUGUGCUCGAAAAUGAUGAACAUGCAAAUGCGAAACUUUGCACGGUGCAAGCUCUCGCCCUCAUGUCUGUCAGAGAGGCUGGGUGUGGUCGUGAAGGCAAAGGCUGGGUCUACAGUGGCAUGAGCUUCCGUAUGGCAUUGGAUUUAGGGCUAAACUUCGACUCAACCAGCCUUGGAGCUCGUAACCUUGAUGAAGAGGAGGUCGACGCACGGCGAAUUACCUUCUGGGGCUGUUUUCUCAUUGACAAAUGCUGGUCCAAUUACCUUGGCCGCCUUCCUCAACUGGCGGCUACUAGCGUGAGUGUACCAAAGAUUGACAUUCUACCCAACGAGGAAGCAGAAUUGUGGUCUUCCUACACUGAUGCUGGGGCGAGCCUCGAGCAUACACAACCCUCGCGGACCAGAACGGUGGCAUUACAGAUAUACAAACUGUGUGAGAUCAGUAGCGAUCUACUCGUGUCUUUCUAUGAUCCAACCCCUCGAGAUAAACCCCUCUCGAAACAGAUUGAACUGAAGAGGCUCAGCGAAAUUCACACGAGGCUUGAGGCAUGGAAGAAAGACUUACCGAAAGAGCUAGAGCCAAAAGAAAGGCUGUUGCCUCAGGCUUUGCUCAUGCAUAUGUUUUACCAACUCCUCUUCAUACACCUUUAUCGUCCUUUCCUAAAGUACACAAAGUCAAACUCACCUCUUCCCCAACACGUCUCCCCUCGUAAGCUGUGCACGCAGGCUGCUUCCGCCAUUUCAAAGCUGCUCCGGAUAUACAAGCGUACCUACGGGUUCAAGCAGAUCUGCAAUAUUGCAGUAUACAUGGCUCAUACCGCCUGUACCAUCCACCUGCUCAACCUCCCGGAAAAGAACGCUCAAAGAGACGUUAUUCAUUGUCUCCGGCAUCUCGAGGAAAUGGGCGAAAGCUGGCUUUGCGCUCGACGGACCCUUCGAAUCCUCGAUAUAUCGGCCAGCAAGUGGCAAGUUGAGCUGCCUCCAGAGGCGGUUAUCGUUCUCGAACAGACGCAUAUGAAAUGGGGUUCAUGGGGUUCAUGGGACCAAGCAGCAUCGCCCUCCGCCUCUGAACAGUCUCCAUCGUCUGUUACAGCUCAACCUCAACCUCCUGAAACAAUCUCAAACAGUCUACCGUCGCCUGGCCAGUAUGGUCCCACACGUGAGCCGGGCGAUCCUUCAUUUCAAGGCCCAUCCAAUGCACUUGGAUCUUUAGGCACCCAGUAUGCGACAGGGGUGCCGAUUCCCACUUCUUUGUCGACCAUGCGAGCAGCUCAGCGGUAUUCAAGUGCACAGCUACCACGAACGGACGCCCAAUUACCAGAGCCAACAUACCUGCGGCCUGUAUCACAUGCUUACGGCUCAAUGCAUCCUGUUCCUCUCUCUCAGCAUGACUCAUGGUAUGAUCCGAAGGAUGCGCAAGGCCGGUCACUAGGUACUGGUCAAGAUAUGUCAUCCACAUCAAGCGCAUCUCCAAUGGCUGGAUUUGGUACGCCGGAGAAUUUAGUUGAGGAAAGCCAAGAUUGGUGGUUUCGGGAUGCGAAUGCGUUUAAUCCAGGAUAUGAGAAUUGGAAAGAAGGCUGGAACUCUGCUAUGACUGGGAUGACGCCCGACUUCCGCUACAUCGGGCAGGUAUCCGGGCCUGACAAUACUUCCAGGCCUCAAUCAGUCAGGUAUGCUGUGGGAGUCCCUUCUAAUAUAACACAAUCGGACGAGAACUCCGCUAUCCCGAGAUACAAUGAUGUAGUUUAUCCGAGAAACUACCAGCCGUGA